Molecule: messenger RNA, 2805 nt
Organism: Paramecium octaurelia
Lineage: Eukaryota; Ciliophora; Oligohymenophorea; Peniculida; Parameciidae
Source: the annotation of a GenBank genome assembly
AUGUAUCAUCAAAUAAAUGCGAAUUCCCACGCUGACAGAAAGAAUAUUAAAGUUUUGAUAUUAACUACAAUAAAAAGACGGAAUUCAAUGGACUUAAAAUAAAGUCACUUUUCAAUUAAAUCAAAUGCCACAUAAACUGCAUCUUCUAGCAAGGACAUGAAAUUAAGAAGAAGAAGUUUUUCUAAUUCUAUUCCUGCAUACUCUUAAGAUUCAAAUAGAAAAGAGCCAAAGAACUAAUAAGAUAAUUCAAAUCAGUUCUUAAAUAAGAAAUGGAAAGAACAUAAUGAUAGUGGCUCAUCAUCAAAUUAAGAUAACUCAAAAUCAAAUAACCCAAUUAAAGAAAAUGAGAAUGAGAUUGAUUAGAAUGAUAUUUAUACAUUCAGAAAAGAUGAGGUAAAUUUUAGAUAAUUUCACGAAAAUUUUUAGUCAGAUGCGCUUUAAUUGGAGAUCUUGUAUUAUUGGCUUUCGAGUUUUGGAUUUUAGCGAUCUGCUCCUUUCUAACUCCCCCCUCUUCUAAGCUACUAUUUAUAUUCUUUGAUAUUGUAUAGAAGUGAUCUUCAGGAACUAUUUCUUCAAUUUGUGGAAUUGACUUGGAAGGAUGAGUAUUACAAAAAAUUAAUGGGUGUGUAAAGUUAAUAUUUUCAAUAAAAACUCUAAAAUUAAUGCUACUCCUAAGUUGUAUUUCAUGAUGUUCCAAGUCGAGAUCAUAAAAACGAGUACAUGUUUGUAGAAUAUCUGAAUAAAAUUAUUGCUGAUAUGAAUUUAGAUUAUAACAUUCUUUUGGAGGAUUUUAUUACAUACUUUGAAUUGUUCAGCUUUUAAAAAAAUAACAUAGAAGCAUCUUUAAGUGAUGCAUAUAUUUUUGGAAAAAAUAACAUAGCAUUCGGAAACAUACGAUUUGUCUUCAAAUAAAUAGAUGGACAGCUAAUUGAUUUCAAACAACCAAUAGGAAAAUUUUAAGAUAAAUAAUUUAUAGAUUAUAUUUAAUUUUAGGAUGACUUUGCCAAAUAAGUAUAAUAAGCUGAACCCUUUCUGUAUUUUACCUAAUAUCUUUCUGAACCUCAUAGCGAAAGGACUUUGAUCUUGUUUCUUUUGGCAGAUAUUUACCUAGAUAAAUCAAUAUUUGAGAAUUUACAAAUUGAUUUAGAAAAAUACAAAUAAAAUCAUUAAAUUAUGCUUUCCUAAAUUCACUUAGAAAUAACUAGUGAGAACAGAGUUUGUAAUAAAUGCGUAGGUAUGUUUUAAAUGAUUCCAAUUCAAUUUAUUUGUCAAAAAUUUAAAGAAAAAUUUAAAUUGGAGGUAGAUAAAAAGUUUUAAUUCAUUAUCACCUCAUAGUAUUUAUUGGAUCCAUAAGUAACUGCGAGUUACGUAAGAUAUUAAAAAAUUUGGAAGAAAACAGAUUCAGAAAAAUUCAUUUUGCUCUAAUAAUACUAAUCAAAAGAUUCAAAACUAAAUUAAGAAGAAAUUUAAAUACAAAAUGAAAAAGAACUUCCUAAUGAUUAUGAGUAGCCAAGUACUAAACAAUAUGAUUAACAUGAAUUUUAACUUGUAUAACAACAAGAUUUAUCAUAAUAAGACUCCAGCCAAUAACUUCAAUAAAAAGAUUUACAACAGGAAUAUUUAAUUUGCUAUUAAGAGCAAGAACCAACUGGAUUAGUAUCGCCAUUGUUGCUAAAAGAAAGGUAUUGCAAAGGUUAAUUUAGUAAUUUCAAAAAAAAAGUUACAGAAUUAUAGUUCACAAAUACUUUUUUUUUAAGCAAUGAAUUACAAUAAUCAAGAUCUAAACCACAUUCUUAAAAUGAUCAAUAAUAACUACCUGAAGAAGGAAACUCAUAAUCAUCACACUCAAGUAAAAAAUAAAGAAACAGAUUAUUAAUUGAAUUACAAUCCUACUAAGAGAAACUUCUCAAUCUUAGAAACAUUUAGUAAGAUAAACCAAAAUAAAAUGUUUAAGAACAAUAAAUUGUUUAGAAGUCCUAGAAAACUUACUUGAUAUAUGAAGAUUUAUUAUUAGAAAUCCGAUCUGAGUUUUAUGCCAAAUUAAUAAAGAAGUUAACAUAAGAUUAUUAAUUUCUUAAUACUGAGAGUUUCUAAUUAGAUAAAAUUUUACAAUUAUAUUGGAAGAUAGGGCUUUAAAAAGUCCCUUAAAAGGGUUUAAUUAAUAUCUUAAAGAAGGAUUUAUAGCUAAAUAGUAUUCUUGAAUGUGGAUAAUUCAAUAUGUAAUUAUUUAUCUAGGAUUAUGCAUUUAUAAGUGAAUGUAUAACUACAUAAAUUACAAAUGAAACGCAAACAAAAUAACAGAAUUGCAAAAUUUCAGCAAACUUUUAUCUAAUAAAAUUCUAUGGAUUGGAUGACUCUGGAGAGUUUCAAAUAAUUGCUUAAUCAAUUACGAUUUAAAGCUGCCACUCAUUAAUUCAAUCACUUGAUGAGAAAUUUCAACAAGAUAUCAAAAAAUUUCAACAGCUUUAUAUAAUAAUCUUAUCAGUUAGCAAGAUCAAGAAAUAAUUCACAGAAGCAAUCAAUAACCUAAUAUUUAGUUUAUAACAUCCAAAUUUUGGACUAAAAUAUUAUUUUUUUGAGCAAAAUAUAAGGGAUUAGACCUAAGAGGAUGGAUAAAAAUCAAAUUUGAUAUCAGAAUAAUAAUGGAUUCUCAAAGAAAAAGAUUUUUUUUAGCAUCGAUAUGCACUCCGGAAUACAGAUUGUUUUUAGCCUUUUAAGGAACUGAGUGAGAAUUUUGAUCAAGAUUUGAUGAGCUUUGAAUGCUAAGUAAAUCAAAAAAAUAAUUAUUAAUAGGUCCAUAAUUGA